Dipodomys ordii (Ord's kangaroo rat) is the source of this 1188-nucleotide messenger RNA. RefSeq names its product proline rich 30 (gene Prr30). NCBI's taxonomy places the organism in Eukaryota, Metazoa, Chordata, Mammalia, Rodentia, Heteromyidae. The coding region runs from base 1 to 1188 and encodes 395 amino acids. The transcript has a single exon. The record is from RefSeq and is a predicted model, not a curated record.
AUGUUGCCUCAAAACAAGGAACAGGCGCUGCUACAGAAAGCAGUGCCCCCCGGGUGCCCCCCUCAGAGCCCCUCACGAUUUGUGGACUCCCUCCCAUCCAACCCACCACCUCUUCCUCCCAAGCAGUCCCUCCCCACUUCCUAUCCUCCUUGCUCUUCCCCCAAGUCUCCCACCUCCCCUCCUCCUAGGCCCCACUCACCAGGCCCCCUUUUCUUCUCUUCGGAAUCAAAUUCUAACGUUGCUCCACCCCACUGCUCCAAGUCCUCUCUCCCAAGUUCUCCCCUUUAUUUUCACCAGAACUAUACCUCUCUCUCCCCUCCCUGGUCCUCCUCUCCCUCCAACCACCCGCUGUACCUCUCUUCUCCCCCCACCGGCUUCACCUCCCCCCACUCUCGCUGCCAGUCUCCCUCCCGCGGCCCCCCGGACCUCCCCAGCUCCACCACCGUCCCGUCCCCCAGCCCCAGCCUUCCGUCUCCAGAGGACCACGCUAACAGGCAGACAUGGCGGUGGCCUCCAUGCAGAGACACCGGAUCCCCUGGAGCGGCGGGGGGAUGCGUGGCAAGCGAGAGGGACCCUGCGGAGUUCAGGGACCCAGGGGCCCUGGCCCUGGCCCUGGCGGGCCAUCUGGGACACCGCCGCGUCGCCCAGGACCUGCGGCUUCUGCUUCUGCAGCGACUGUUGUUAGGCACAACCGGCAAGGCGCCAGUCGUGGAGUACCCCAUAUGUCUGGUGUGUCUCCGGCCCCGCAGCCCCUCUUGCCCCACUCCCGAGUACAAGACUGGACCCCGCCUGCUUGCAUUCCCCCAACUACUGCCCUGUGCACAGGGCCAGGAGUCUGCGCCUGUCCGCAUAGGAAUCGGCUUCGGCCUCCGCCUGGCUCGGGGCCAGGCCAGGGCCUUGCAUCUGGUGCCGGAAAAAAGGCCGAAGGCAGGGCGUCGGGGCGAGGCCGCGCAGGCCCCGGGAGGUCCAGCAGCAGCUACCCAGGCGCCAUCAACUCCGGCCCCAGGCUCACCCUCCCAGGCCGGGAGUCUCAGGUCUGCAGGCUUUCAAUCACCAACCUCCACCCCACAUUCCCGGCCUCCGCUUCCGGCACCAAAACAAGCCUCUGCCUCCCCGAGGCCCAGGGCUUCUCCUACCCCAAAGAGGCCUGCCUCUCCAGAGCCUAUUCUCCGAAAAUCGCCAUCCUAA